This is a messenger RNA of Pistacia vera, 2187 nucleotides long. RefSeq lists its product as uncharacterized. The record is from RefSeq and is a predicted model, not a curated record. The coding region runs from base 327 to 1751 and encodes 474 amino acids. The transcript has 3 exons. NCBI's taxonomy places the organism in Eukaryota, Viridiplantae, Streptophyta, Magnoliopsida, Sapindales, Anacardiaceae.
CGUAAGGAGAAAAAAGGUUGUUGGAACUAGCUCGCCUCUCAGUCUUAGUCUCUUACUCUCAACUCUCAACUCUCACCACUGGUGGCAGUCACAAAAAUGAAAUAAAAAACCAAUAAAGCACAGAGAACGCAAUAAUCCACUCCUUCUCUGUAGUUAUCUCUUUGUUUGUUUUAAUUAUUUAUCAUUAUUACCAUUUAUGAGAAACCCAUUUUCAUUUUCCUAAACGCCAUUCUUGAUUCAUCACUACUUUUGUUGCCCUUAGUGUCUACUCUCUGCUUCUUUCGGUUGCUUUGCUUGCUUUUUCGAGUGAGGGCUGGACUUGUAAAAUGGAGAGAAAACAAGGAUUCUUUUCAGCGUUAAAAGAGGAGGUGGUUAGAGGGUUGUCACCGGCGAGGACAAGAGCGAAAAGUCCGGCGAGAAGUGCGUCUCCUAUGUCGAGUUUACUCAGGCGAAGAAGAGGUAGGAGCAAUCACCACCACGUGGCGCAACCAGAUUCGGUGAUUGUGAGAUCGGGAAGUCUGAGACCGGUGGAGGCCUUAUCGCCGUUGAAGGAAGGGCCUGAUCCGGACGGAACGGAAGGUGGAGAUUCGAGGAUGGAAGGGAGGUGGGCCCACUGGAUGAAGGGACAGCUGGUUAGAGCUCCGUCAGUCUCGGGUUCUGCGUGUAAACGGUCGGAUCUAAGGUUGCUGCUCGGAGUCUUGGGUGCGCCGCUUGCACCUGUGCACGUUAGCACUGCUGAGCCAUUGCCUCAUCUUAGCAUCAAAGACACUCCAAUUGAAACAUCAUCUGCUCAGUACAUAUUGCAGCAGUACACAGCAGCAUCAGGUGGGCAGAAGCUUCAAUCUAUCCACAAUGCUUAUGCUAUGGGAAGGGUAACAAUGAUAGCUUCCGAGUUUGAGAAGGGUAACAAGGUUACGAAGAAUCGGAAUUCCUCUAAAGGUGCAGAGUCGGGUGGGUUUGUGCUGUGGCAGAUGAAUCCAGAUAUGUGGUAUGUGGAGCUAGCGCUUGGUGGCAGCAAGGUUCACGCCGGUUGCAAUGGGAAGCUUGUGUGGAGGCAUACACCUUGGCUUGGAGCACAUGCUGCCAAAGGGCCUGUGAGACCUUUGCGUCGUGCUCUUCAGGGUCUUGACCCAAGAACGACAGCAAGUAUGUUUAUUGAUGCAAGAUGCAUUGGGGAGAAGAAGAUCAAUGGAGAGGAUUGCUUCAUUCUAAAGUUAUGUGCAGAUCCUGUAACACUGAAAGCCAGGAGUGAAGGACCGGCUGAGAUCAUAAGGCAUGUUUUGUUUGGUUACUUCAGCCAGAAAACCGGGCUGCUUAUCCACUUGGAAGAUUCCCAUUUGACCCGCAUCCAGAACAAUGGAGGUGAUGCCGUCUACUGGGAGACCACUAUCAACUCGUACCUGGAUGAUUAUAGGCCUGUUGAGGGAAUUAUGAUUGCUCACUCUGGUCGUUCUAUAGUGACCCUUUUUAGGUUCGGGGAUACGGCAAUGAGCCAUACGAGGACUAGGAUGGAAGAAGCAUGGGCAAUUGAAGAAGUGGCUUUCAAUGUUCCAGGCCUAUCAAUGGACUGUUUCAUUCCCCCUGCUGAAUUAAGAUUCAGUUCUGUCAGUGAAACUUGCGAGCUCACUCAAGGUCAGAGGGUUAAAAAUGCGGUGGCGGCAGCAGCAUAUAGAGUUAAAGUUGCUGCAUUAGAGAAGUCUCGUGACGGCAGCUUGAACAACAUCGCAUGGAGGGCAAAUGUAAGUGAAUAAGUGUUUGUGGCAAACUAUGGUACAAAUAGGCUUAGAUUUCUAGUCUUACUGUACUGACGUAUGUAGAAGGUCAACUGUAAGGUAGGUGCUUAGUUGUUUGCAAGUUUUGGCACUGGAUCAAUGUCUCUCUGAAUUUGUAAAUAGAUCAAAUUUAAUUAUGGUGAUUCUCCUAAUGGAAACCAGUGCUUGGGUUUUAUAUAUGAUAUAAUAGAUCAAGAAAAGACAGACCCGGCUAGCGUCUAGCUGAAGGAAGUAUGUUUUUAAGGUUUAGUUUCCUUGCCUAGGAGUCUUGUAAUGGUAACACGUGAUUAAUUUCUCAGUUGGAUUAACCUAGUAUAAUAUAUGUGGUCUCUGUAAAAUCUUUUCAACAAAGAUUUUAAAAUAUGUUAACAGUCCUUCGCUUAUAGGUAAUGCCAUCUAGUUCUUUCUUUUGGGA